UUUUAUUGAAUCAAGGUGUGUGACUGAAUGAACAGCAUACAAAAAGGUAGAGUAUUAAUGCAAGGAGUGAAAACAUUCAGUAAAAAUGAAGACAAUGUGGAUACAAUGUCUCCUGGUUCUGGCCACUAUUGUAGCACAUGCAAGGGCAGAUGGUUCCAGUUAUGUUGAUGGAGAAGACACAACUGAUACAGAUCUCACUGCAAUUUUGAGGGCCAUUAUCAACAAUCGCCAUGAGAAAGUUGUCUCAAACUCUGUUGAAGGAGAUGACAAAAUUGAUACAGAUAAUAUCGGUCGUAGGGAGAAAGAGGAGAUUAACAAGAGAGAAUGGACUGAGACAUCUGGUUGUAAGGAUUGUGACGAUGAUGACAGGAAUCUGUGUUGCAAAGGGGGGUACAGUUUUGGGAUGUGCACAGAGGAAUCACCCUGUUGUAUAAAAUACAGAUACUUUAGUGAAACGGAUGGCUUCCAAGAGUGCAAGAAAAAUGCCUUGGAGAAACCAGAGGAAGAGGUGAACUUAAAGCAGGGAGACAGUGCUCCUGAGGGAGACAGUGCUGCCGAGGGAGACAGCGCUGCUGAGAAAAGGGAAAUCGAAAUGGACAUUCUUCAACUUCUGAUUCGAAAACUUGUGAAAAAACAUGAAAACUGAGUUCAAGUUGAAACAUACAUAUGAACUAACAUAUAAAGAAACGUGUAAUCAAGUUCAUUCAAACUCUUUAAAAAAAAGUAUUCGUAACCUAUAUCAAAUAAAAUAACACUAAACCUGUACAAAGUGAACACUUUUGGAGCCACAAAAAAGUGUUUCCUAUAAAUGGGUAUUCACUUCAGAGAUUUUUUCAUACAGCUGUCUUUGGAGUAUGUUUCAAGAAAUAAUACUUAAUAUGAACAGGUGUUCACUUGAAAGAGGUGUUUACUAAAAACAGGUGUUCACUUGAAAGAGGUGUUUACUAA
Messenger RNA from Owenia fusiformis, 948 nucleotides. Lineage: Eukaryota; Metazoa; Annelida; Polychaeta; Sabellida; Oweniidae. The record is from the annotation of a GenBank genome assembly.